This is a messenger RNA of Asterias rubens (European starfish), 858 nucleotides long. RefSeq lists its product as uncharacterized. Lineage: Eukaryota; Metazoa; Echinodermata; Asteroidea; Forcipulatida; Asteriidae. The record is from RefSeq and is a predicted model, not a curated record. The transcript has 4 exons. The coding region runs from base 1 to 465 and encodes 154 amino acids.
AUGGUCUGUUGCUUGGGGUUAGUUGGCACACGAGAUGAGCCGAGUGAGUUCAGCAACCGAGGAUCAAGCCCUUCGGACAACCCGUCAUCCACGGUGUGUUACUACUACAAAACAUCCAAUUGUAUGGUGUGUCAGGGUCCAAGCCUCCAGGAGAAGAAAUGCUGCACUCAGCCCUUACCUGUUGGUGACGUCACAAACAUCAUUGCGAACGAAUAUCUGAUUCCUGUGUUUACAAUCGGUAGUGGUGGGUACGAGUUACACCCAUUGCAACUUGACGGGACCUACAGCUUGCCCGGCGAAAACGGGUUUGACUGGAGUAUUAACACGGCUACAUCUAGCAGCCAAUUGGGGGUCACCGUUUUGAAUGACAAUUCCUGCUGGGAUGACAUGAGAAUCGUGAUUGAUGAAGGUUCAUUCCUCAAUGAUUUCUUUGAAUUUCGAGGGUUUCUGUAUGUGGUUGACUAGCAGUGUUGUAGUUGAGUCCAUGACCUUCGUGGCCAGGGCAGAGGGGGAGUCAUCAUGGGUCUGCGAGGUCGAGGGGGAGGCCGGCCUCGAGACCUCCAACCCUCCAACACCGUGGACUAGACCAUUGAUUUCGUUCUAUAAAAGACACUGAACACUACUGGUAAUGACUCAAUAUAGUUGUUGGUAUUAGAACUUACUUGUUAACGAGCUGCUGAUAUUACAAAUCAUUGGGAGAAACGGCUUAUCACUCUGAAGUAACAUUAUAGGUUUUGAGAAUAUCACAAAAGUAUCAAACGACGUCAUCAGCGCAAGCCCUUUUUCCCCAUUAUUCUCUUGCAACUUCGAUGACCAGUUGAAUGCAAACUUAGAGAUACACCAAGUGAGAAUGGUCUU